Messenger RNA from Drosophila serrata, 2675 nucleotides. It is a transcript of the gene CRMP, whose product is annotated as Collapsin Response Mediator Protein. Lineage: Eukaryota; Metazoa; Arthropoda; Insecta; Diptera; Drosophilidae. Gene Ontology annotation, biological process: pyrimidine nucleobase catabolic process. The record is from RefSeq and is a predicted model, not a curated record. Gene Ontology annotation, molecular function: dihydropyrimidinase activity. Gene Ontology annotation, cellular component: cytoplasm; cytosol.
UUACGCGUUAAAAGUUUUUCGAUUUUCAAACGGUGAACUUGUACGGUGCGUGUAAAUUGAAUUCGUUCAGCUGCCAAAUUGCGUGAGAUUUUGUUCAACAGCCACCUUAACGACUCUCGCCAUGUCGACUAGCCCGAAACCGGUUAAGAAGGUGCCCAUUCACUUGCAGAGCGCCGCGAAUCGUGUCUACAUUAAGAAUGGUGAGAUCGUCAACCAUGAUAAAUCGUUCAAGGCGGACGUUUACAUCGAGGAUGGAAUUAUCAAGUUUGUGGGACCCGCUUCUGAAAUCACGAUACCAGGAGGAGUACGAACCAUUGAUGCCAGCGGGCUUAUGAUCAUUCCCGGUGGCAUUGAUCCCCACACGCACAUGCAGCUGCCUUUUGGCGGAGCCGUUGCCGUGGAUGACUUUUAUCACGGUACCAAGGCUGCCGUUGCCGGUGGCACCACCAUGAUAAUCGAUUUUGUUCUGCCCAACAAACAUGAGUCUAUGAUCGAGGCCUACGACAAAUGGCGCAGCUGGGCUGAUCCCAAGGUAUGUUGCGACUAUGGUUUGCAUGUAGGUAUCACCUGGUGGUCAAAAUCGGUCUCUGAGGAGAUUGGUAUUCUGUGCAAAGAGCUUGGAGUUAACUCCUUCAAAACAUUCAUGGCUUACAAGGGUCUCUACCAGCUAAACGAUUCAGACCUUUUAGAUGUCUUUGAGCGCAUUCGACACUUGAAUGGUGUGGCUAUGGUCCAUGCCGAGAAUGGCGAUAUUAUUGCCAAGAACACGCAACGCCUGCUGGCCGAAGGCAUCAAUGGACCGGAGGGUCAUGAGCUAUCCCGGCCGGAGGAGGUCGAGGCGGAGGCCGUGCACCGCGCCUGCGUUCUGGCCCACCAGGCCGCUUGUCCGCUGUAUGUGGUCCAUGUGAUGAGCAAGUCGGCGGGCAUUGAGCUGGCCAGGGCCCGCCAAAGGUACCGGGGUCGUUACAUUAUGGGCGAGACCCUGGCCGCGGCGCUGGGCACGGAUGCGACCUGUUGCCAGCACCUGGGCUUUGAUCAUGAAGCCGCGCAUGUGCUCAGCCCGCCCCUGCGGCCUGACAAGACGACGCCCGAAUUCUUGAUGAAGCUGUUGGCGAACGACGACCUGCAGCUGACUGGCAGCGAUAACUGCACCUUUAAUAAGGAGCACAAGGCGAUGGGCAAGGGUGACUUCACCAAGAUCCCGAACGGAGUUAACGGCGUUGAGGAUAGAAUGUCGCUGGUAUGGGAGAAGGGUGUCCACGCCGGCCUUCUUGAUCCCUGUCGCUUUGUGGCCGUAACGAGCACGAACGCGGCCAAGAUCUUCAACAUUUAUCCGCAGAAGGGACGAAUCGCUGUUGGCUCGGAUGCUGAUAUUGUGAUUUGGAAUCCAAAUGCCACCCGCACCAUUUCCAAGGACACACACCACCAUGCCUGUGACUUUAACAUCUUCGAGGGCAUGACCGUCCAUGGCAUCUGCGAGUACGUUCUAGUGCGUGGACGCAUCUGUGCCGAACGAGGAAAUGUUCGCGUGGCAGAGGGCUUUGGACGCUUUAUUCCGACUCCGGUUCGUCCGCCUUUUGUCUACGACAUCAUUGAGGGUAAGGUGCAAUCGCAGCCGGAGGAGCCGCAUGAAGAGAAGCAGAACGGUAAUGUGGCCAAGCGGUUCGCCGAGCUGGAUAUUCAAAUUCCAGUGCAGGAGCCUAUCAGCGCCAUGCUGGCCGGAAACCUGGCCAUGCCAGCCGAGGGUUCGCUAUGCAGCACACCCUCGGUGCGUGGGCGCGUGGAUGGGAAACGUGACUUGCAGGAGUCUUCGUUCUCCAUAAGCGAGGAACUGGACCGAUCUGGUGUUCGAGCGUGCAUCAAGGUAAAGAACCCACCUGGCGGCAAGUCUUCCGGAUUCUGGUAGAGAUCAUAAUAGUGACGUCGCAUCAUAGGGUGUGCGGAUGUGGUGUGGAAUCGCACAAUCUCCGACGACAGUGUAAGCCAAAGUCUGCGCUCAUACGACAACUAAACUGGCAUUUAAUAUAAAGAACCCCGAAACAAAAUCGUAAUCUAACCAAAUUUCAUAAUAAGUACAUAAACAUAUAGCCACAAAACCUAUUGAGAAGGAAUCGUGCAACCUGCUUCGUUUGUUUGCCUCUUGUUGAUCAACCUUUUGUUAAACUUCACAAUUUGGAGAAACUCAAUUGCUGGUAACAUCGUCGAUUGCCUUAAUUGAGGACUACCAAAAAUCAAACAAAGUGCUUAUUAAGGAUAUUUUUUGUUGAACACGUAUAUACGUUUAUUUUUAAAUACUUUGUUUAUUUACAAGGAGAUUAGCACAAUUUGUUCGUACCCUUGAAAGCUAAAAUAGGCAAUCCAAGCAAAAUCAAAAGGCUCUAAAGGAUAAUUCAGUUGAAUAAUAAUAUUAUACUAUUUCAAUCGAUUGUCGAUAUAAACCGCUUUCGAAAUGGAAUACUCAUUUGACUUGAUUACUUGAUUUGUCCCUAAGACCGAUCACGCCACAUUGGGAGCAAAUAUUCGCAACUCAUCUCUGAGGAUCAGACGUCUUCAAUUAGACACUGUAAUCAUUUUUCGAUGAAAAUUAUAAAUGUGCAAAACUAUUUAUUAUAUACACAUACUUUAUAUACAUUUAACAAAUGCAACAAAAGCAGAACACAAAAAUCCAACUAAUA